UAGCCAAGCGCACCAAACAUCUUCUGUAAACAAAACACUGUUGGAACUUACGCCAUCACUUCUUCGCCUCUUACCAGAGAGUAAUUUCCAUCCACAAAACUUCAGCCUUGUGUUGGAAACGUCAACAACAUUUGCUACUCCGCGCAGCUCGAGUUAAGUGUUGACAAAAACAAAACCACCAGAGAUAAAAACCAAGUUGUAGGUUCGCGUGCGAUGAUUCAAACUCUAUCGGGCGAAGCUGCUCCUCCCUUUGCGGAGACACCAUCAAGUCUUGAGCAUCUGCUCCCACAUCCGAAGAUGAUGGACACCGAUACGAAUCAAGGGGGUUUGUGUACCACAAAUGGACCCUCUACUGAGCCUAACCAGGACUUCGUCCACUCGGACUCUGAAACAUCUUCAAAUGUGUAUCCCCGAUCGCCAGAAUCAAACUCAGAAUCUCAUAAAUGUAACCACCAUCAACCACCACCGAACAACCAUCACCUAGAGCGGGCCUCACCCAACGCGAUGGCCCCGGCACCAGCGCUCAUUCGACCCACCAAACUAACUCCUUUCUCCGUGGUCGACAUCCUGAACCCGAACAACUUUAACAGUCCGCCCCCGACCAAGUUACAUCGGUCGUCGUGCGUCUGUUGCGAGGACCGAAGCGUGGAGAGUUGUCAGCGGGUCAGAGCAUCAUCUUCCCCGGUGCCGAUGGCGAGUUCACCCGGUAAUGCUUACCCGUGGUCGUCGACAUGGAACAGCGGGGAGCCUAGGUGUAAUGCAGAAGGGAAAGCCAUCUCUGAAACCGAACAUUCACCAAGAGCCGACCACAGACGGGAAGCAGUCAAAGAUGAAGCGAUUAGAGAACACUUCGACAGCGAAGAGGAGCAAGUGUCACUAGAAGACGACGAUGACAUCGCAUCCGACGACAGGGACAAAGAUGACAGUGAGGACAGCGACGACAAAUCAGAUGGCUCACCGGGAAAGAAACGUAAACGAUCAGACUCGGACUCUGGAAAGGCCGGCAAGCCACGCCGUGCCCGCACGGCGUUCACCUACGAGCAACUCGUCGCUCUUGAGAACAAAUUCAAAAGCACCCGGUACCUCUCCGUGUGUGAAAGACUCAAUCUUGCAUUGUCACUCAGUCUGACUGAGACACAAGUUAAGAUCUGGUUUCAGAAUCGCCGCACCAAGUGGAAGAAACAACACCCUGGGAUGGACCCCAACGCACCCACCACCAGUCCCCAGUCACCACCGCCCCAUGUCAGCCUUCACACUACCUACAACUCCGGGCUUGUGUACGGGUCGCAACUACCCUACCUUCAUGCUGCUGGAGCAGCUGGGACUAUGCCGUACCUUGUCAGCUCGCCGGCGUACCCCACUCUACACGCUCAUCAUUUCUAUUCCCACCUCGGACAUGUUUGAUGAAGAAACAACACACGCAAAACUCUUGUAAUUUAUGUAAACUAUUAAAAGCUAUGUAUAAAAUAUAGGAAAUGUAAAAAAUAAUUAUCAUGUAAAUAUGAUUGAAAAUUACCAUGAUUUUUUGUCUUGAUAAGGCAACUUAUUAGAUUUAUAGAUACUGUAUUGGAGACAAAACAUAUCAAAGUUGCGAGUGCGUGUAAAAUGUACACUGUGGUGUUAUAAAAGUUUUCAAAUAGUGUUCACAAUGUGACUACAUUUUGUGUGCAUCGAAUACGAAGUUCAAUUUAUGACCGCAUCUAAACCCAGACUCUUGAUCAGACUGUUCGUCACAUAAGGAGGAACUAUAGUAAACCCUUAUAUUUCUGAAACACUUUUGAUUGAGGCACUGGACACCAUUGGUAUUACUCUUAAUAAUUAUGAGCUUAAAAACUUACUUGAUAACAAG
This is a messenger RNA of Asterias rubens (European starfish), 1849 nucleotides long. Its product is annotated as NK1 transcription factor-related protein 2-like. The transcript is spliced from 2 exons. NCBI's taxonomy places the organism in Eukaryota, Metazoa, Echinodermata, Asteroidea, Forcipulatida, Asteriidae. Bases 214 to 1404 code for a protein of 396 amino acids. Gene Ontology annotation, cellular component: nucleus. Gene Ontology annotation, molecular function: RNA polymerase II cis-regulatory region sequence-specific DNA binding; DNA-binding transcription factor activity, RNA polymerase II-specific. The record is from RefSeq and is a predicted model, not a curated record. Gene Ontology annotation, biological process: cell differentiation; regulation of transcription by RNA polymerase II.